GCGACGACCGAUUCCGGGAUAUAUCGGCCGCGUCUCUGGGCGGGUGUUUUGUUUUUUCCCCUCAAAGGAGCGAUUGCUGUCACCAAAUCGCCCAAUUCGGAGCGGUCGCCAAAUCGAGUGUUUGCCGCCGCCGUCGUCGUCAGGCGCCAGAUAAGCGGCAAGGCUCGGGUAGCGGCGCAGUCAGGGCAGCCAGUGUCGUGUCACACGCCGAGAGUGACCAUGGCGUUGAUCGUGAUCAGGGGCACAUGCAUGGUGAUGCUCGCCGCUUGCCUCGCUACCGUUCUGCUGCUUCUACCGUCGUCCGUCCGUGGUCAAGUCUGUCGAGUGCCGGGUUUCGAAAACAAAGGUCCCAUCGAUCCAGAUGCGUGCAGGAAUGUUACGGAAAUCAUCAGAGACAAGGGCUACCCCGUGGAAGAGCACAAGGUGACGACCAGUGAUGGCUUCGUCCUCAACAUCCAGCGAAUACCGGACGGCCGCAAGUCGCGCCACGCCAAAGGCCCGAAGCCGGUGGUCUUCCUCCAGCACGGUCUGCUCAGUUCUUCCGCAGACUGGGUCAUCAACUUUCCCCCGGAGAGUCUCGGUUACAUCUUGGCUGACGCCGGAUACGACGUCUGGCUGGGAAACGUUCGCGGCAACACGUACUCCGACCACGUCAAAUACACGCGGAAGGACAAAGAAUUUUGGAAUUUUAGUUUCGAUGAGAUGAUCAAGUACGACUUGCCUGCGAUGCUCGACUACGUCCUCAACACGACGCAGCAGACCAAGCUCAUCUACGUGGGCCAUUCGCAGGGAACGCUGGUUCUCUUCGGGCUGCUCUCGGAGAGGCCGGAGUACAAUAAAAAGAUCCAGCUAUUCAAUGCGAUGGGACCAGUGACGAACGUGACGUUCAUGACGUCACCGGUGCGUCUGCUGGCACCAUUCGCCAAAGACGCUGGAGUACUCUUCAAACUUUUCGGCGACUACGACUUCUUGCCCAACAACUGGUUCAUGAGGUUCCUGGCCAAAACCAUGUGCAAGUACCACGUGCUCAGGGAGGUGUGCGAGGGCGUCAUCUUCCUCAUUGUCGGCACGGACAUGCACGAAUUCAACGUGACUCGCCUGCCUGUUUUCAUCAGCCACACGCCAGCAGGGACCUCCGUCAAAAACAUGAUUCACUUCGCUCAGCUCGUUCGAGAGAAGCGGUUCCAGAAGUUCGACUACGGCAGCUCCAAAAACAUGGCCAUUUACGGGCAGAGAACCCCUCCCGUGUACAACGUAUCGGGGGUCAAGCUACCCGUGGGCCUCUUCUGGAGCCUGAACGACUGGUUCGCCGAUCCCACGGACGUCAGCAUUCUCACCGAGAAACUGCCAAACAUCGUACUCAACUACCAGGUGCCAGACCCGCAGUUCACGCACCUCGAUUUCAUCGUGGGAAUGCACGCAAAGGACAUUGUCUACAGCGCCAUGAUGAAGCUCAUGGAGCGGCACAAGAAGAAAGCCUACUUGAUAUAGUCUGAUCACAGCUUCGUGUUCCGAUCUCGUGUAAAAUGAAAUCACAUAAUUUUUCUCCCGUAAUCUACUCGACGGAAUCAAGUCCCAUUGUCCAAAGUGCGACAACAAAGACGGACCGGUGAACGUGGCAGAUCUGAUUUGGAAGGCCUCCCCCACUGAAGGAACCUUCAUUGAGGACUCGUUAUCAUCAGUCUAAUGACCAGAUCCCCACAGUGGCUAUGUGUUUUCACGGUCACUAUUUUAAGUUACUCCUAUCCUUGAGCGCGUCGUUGACUGUGGCCUGGACGAUUGCACGAUAGAGUAUGAACGGACAGCAGUGCAGGGCCCAGCCAACCCGUAUCGUCGGUUACCGUCCAAGAUAGGCUCUGUCCACCACCGUAGCAAUCGCUCGCAGAAAGAAUUUGAGCAUGUGCUACAACCCAUCACGUUUGUUUGUUUGCGUGACGUCAAGCAUUGCGGAAGUUAGCGGAAGUUUGCUACGCAAGGACGCAUUUGUGCUGCUGUUUUUUUGGACAGAUGAACUCAAAAAAAAUUUUAUCAGAAACUCUGACUUUUGUAGUCAGCUGAAGUGAUAAUAUUUUAGCUACAAACUCAAAUUUUUACAUUCUGAUGUGCCUUCAGGACUUGAAACGAAAAUCAGCUGGUGACUCACAGAUUUGAAGGGCCAACGCAGUAUGGCUUUGAGCGAGAAAUAUAUAUUUAUUCCUCGAUUGUAAAUGACUCUGUAGAUGUAGAGACUGGUAUUUUUUAUUAAUUUGAAAUAAAUAUGUUUAUAAACCACC
Rhipicephalus microplus (southern cattle tick) is the source of this 2273-nucleotide messenger RNA. RefSeq names its product lysosomal acid lipase/cholesteryl ester hydrolase-like. Gene Ontology annotation, molecular function: hydrolase activity, acting on ester bonds. Lineage: Eukaryota; Metazoa; Arthropoda; Arachnida; Ixodida; Ixodidae. Gene Ontology annotation, biological process: lipid metabolic process. The record is from RefSeq and is a predicted model, not a curated record.